Penicillium cataractarum is the source of this 1686-nucleotide messenger RNA. RefSeq names its product NEDD8-activating enzyme E1 regulatory subunit. Lineage: Eukaryota; Fungi; Ascomycota; Eurotiomycetes; Eurotiales; Aspergillaceae. The transcript has 2 exons. Gene Ontology annotation, cellular component: cytoplasm. Gene Ontology annotation, molecular function: NEDD8 activating enzyme activity. The record is from RefSeq and is a predicted model, not a curated record. Bases 1 to 1686 code for a protein of 561 amino acids. Gene Ontology annotation, biological process: protein neddylation.
AUGACUGAAUCAUUUCCCGCAGCGUUGACGGGGCCAACCUCCAAAGAACGCAAGUAUGACCGUCAGUUGCGAUUGUGGGCUGCCACGGGCCAGCAAGCCUUGGAAGAUUCCCGGGUGUUGUUGGUGAACUCCGACGGCCCGCUGGGCGCUAACAGUACCGGAGUCUCUGGUGUUGUUGGCGUGGAGGCCCUCAAGAACCUGGUCUUGCCAGGUAUUGGAGGGUUCACCAUUGUUGAUCCAGCGACUGUUACCGAAUCUGAUCUGGGAGUAAAUUUCUUCCUGGAAGAGGAGUCUCUGGGCAAGUCUCGUGCGGAAGAGACAUGCCGACUGCUGCGCGAGUUGAAUCCGGACGUUCAAGGGUACUAUUAUUCCAAGCAUAUCACGGAGCUUCUCCAUGACCCAGACUUCCUGCCUCGGCAUAAGCUGGUCAUCAUCACUGGCCCAACUAAUCGUUCCUCGCUGGGCUCUCUCACCCAACAAGCACAGAGACUGGGCAUCCCCGUGUUAUACGUUCAUUCCGUUGGAUUCUAUUCAACCUUCUCACUGCAACUGGAUGCAGAGUUUCCUAUUGUUGAGACGCAUCCAGACCCAGAGACAACGCAGGACCUGCGUCUUCUGAACCCCUGGCCAGAACUUGCCGAUGCCGCCACGGCAUUCGGAGACUUGACUGCUAUGGACGAUCACAAGCACGGCCAUGUCCCAUACAUCUUGCUUCUCCUGCACUUCCUCGAGCAAUGGAAACAAUCACACGGAGGCAACCCGCCUAGCAGCUACAAAGAGAAGACCGAAUUCCGGGAAUUCGUCCGCUCAAAUGCACGCACUGACAACCCGGAAGGUGGCGAGGAGAACUUUGACGAGGCCGUGGCAGCAGUUCUCAAGACCAUCUCACCAUUCUCUCUACGCAGUUCCACUCGUGAAAUCUUCGAGAUGGAACAGUGCAAGCAAUUGACGCCUCAAUCUGCUGACUUUUGGGUUAUCGCCUCCGCAAUCAACACCUUCUACAACACACACGGUGUGCUCCCCCUACCAGGCUCCCUCCCCGACAUGAAGGCCCAGUCCGCCGACUACGUCGCACUGCAGAACAUCUACAAGAGUAAAGCGCGCCGUGAUGUGGAAGAAGUCACCUCCACGAUCCGCCAGCUUGAGUCUCAACUCGGCCAAGCGACGCCGCAAAUUCUGGAACGUGAGAUCGAGGUUUUCUGCAAGAAUGCCGCUCAUAUCAAGGUCAUACAUGGCCGUGCAGUGCCGCAGAUUAGCAGUGACAGUGAUUUGACAACGCUCAAGGCUAUCCGCAACCAGCUCAACAUGGAAGAUUCCCUGAUCUCCGUGUUCAUCGCAACGCAAGUCCUCGACGCAGUCGUGGAUGAAAUCCAGAGCAGCGGACAGCAAGAAGCUCAGCUUUCCGUUGACGACGAAGCUCUGUGGACCAGCCACACUGAACGUAUCCUGGCUCUGUUGAGUCGCGACCAGCCCGUUCCGCUUGACGUAGACGUGCGCGGGGCCAUCGCGAACGCUAUCAUGGAACUUCGUCGCGCGGAGGGCGGUGAGCUGCACAAUAUUUCGUCUCUUACGGGAGGUCUCGUUGCGCAGGAGGCGCUCAAGGUGCUUACUAGACAGUACGUGCCGCUUGACAAUACCUGUGUGUUUGACGGGGCUCGGAGUCGGAGUGAGAUGUAUCGACUUUGA